Molecule: messenger RNA, 6036 nt
Organism: Anopheles merus
Lineage: Eukaryota; Metazoa; Arthropoda; Insecta; Diptera; Culicidae
Product: voltage-dependent calcium channel type D subunit alpha-1-like
Exons: 22
Coding region: 1-5097 (1698 amino acids)
Biological process (GO): calcium ion import across plasma membrane
Cellular component (GO): membrane; voltage-gated calcium channel complex
Molecular function (GO): high voltage-gated calcium channel activity
Source: RefSeq, a predicted model, not a curated record
AUGAUAUCAACUGCACUUUCCAACCUGAUGAAGGAGGGAUUCGAUGUAAAAGCUCUUCGCGCGUUUCGUGUACUUCGACCAUUGCGCUUAGUAUCGGGAGUACCUAGUUUGCAAGUUGUUCUGAAUUCUAUCUUACGUGCCAUGGUGCCUUUGCUACACAUAGCCCUAUUGGUGUUAUUUGUGAUAAUCAUUUAUGCUAUCAUAGGAUUAGAGCUUUUCUCCGGAAAAUUACACAAAUCCUGCUUCCACAACGAGACGGGAGAGAUAAUGGAUGAUCCACAUCCAUGCGGAGAAGACGGUUUUCAUUGUGACACCAUUUCGCCGGAAAUGGUGUGCCGGUAUUACUGGGAAGGUCCUAAUUUUGGAAUCACCAACUUUGACAACUUCGGAUUGUCCAUGUUAACCGUUUUUCAGUGCGUAACACUGGAAGGUUGGACUGACAUGCUUUAUUAUAUUGAAGAUGCUAUGGGUAGCAGUUGGCAAUGGGUGUAUUUCAUUUCAAUGGUUAUUCUUGGAGCAUUUUUUGUAAUGAACCUAAUUCUUGGUGUGCUGAGUGGUGAAUUUUCUAAAGAACGUACGAAGGCCAAAAAUCGUGGAGAUUUUCAGAAAUUGCGGGAAAAGCAACAGAUCGAAGAAGAUCUUAGAGGAUAUCUUGACUGGAUUACACAAGCGGAAGACAUAGAUCCAGACAAUGAGGCCAGCGGAAUGCAAGAAGGAAAAAUGAAAAAUAUAAUCGAAUUGGACUCUUCGGACAAUGUAGGCGAAGAUGGAGAAAUUCAACAUGAAUCAUGGGUUGCCAGAAAGCGAAAAACGAUCGAUCGUAUUAACCGAAGACUACGCCGAGCCUGUCGUAAAGCUGUAAAAUCACAAGCAUUCUAUUGGCUUAUUAUCAUACUGGUAUUUUUAAAUACUGGCGUCUUAGCUACUGAACAUUAUAGACAGCCACCUUGGUUGGAUGAUUUCCAAGAGUAUACGAAUAUGUUUUUUGUAGCAUUAUUUACAAUGGAAAUGCUUCUGAAAAUGUAUAGUUUGGGCUUUCAGGGUUACUUUGUGUCUUUAUUCAAUCGCUUCGACUGUUUCGUUGUGAUUGGUAGCAUAGGCGAGAUGAUAUUAACAAGUACUCAAAUCAUGCCUCCCCUCGGGGUAUCCGUCCUACGGUGUGUCCGGUUACUGCGUGUGUUCAAAGUGACUAAGUACUGGCAAUCUCUAUCUAAUUUAGUAGCAUCCUUAUUGAAUUCUAUUCAAUCUAUCGCAUCACUUUUACUGCUACUGUUUUUGUUUAUUGUUAUAUUUGCAUUGCUUGGCAUGCAAGUAUUUGGAGGAAAGUUUAAUUUUAACAGCUCGGUGGAUAAACCGCGAUCGAACUUUGACAGUUUUGUACAGAGUUUACUCACAGUAUUCCAGAUACUUACUGGAGAAGAUUGGAAUAUGGUUAUGUAUGAUGGAAUUCAAGCCUACGGAGGAGUGGCCUCGCUUGGAAUUAUUGCCAGCAUUUAUUUUAUAAUUCUCUUCAUAUGUGGCAACUAUAUUCUGUUAAAUGUGUUCUUGGCUAUCGCUGUGGAUAACUUAGCAGAUGCUGAUUCACUAACAACAGUUGAAAAGGAAGAAGGUGAUAACCCUGAUGGCGAGGAGGAAAAAUUGUCUCAUGAACCAACACCAACAGAACAUGGAGAUGAUGGGUUUAUGGAUCAUGAUAAAGACAAUCUGGACUCGGACAAUGAUCCAAUGAAUAUAUCUGAUGAUUAUGAUGGUCAAGAUUCAGAUACCAAAAUACCUGUUGCAGAAGACGAUGAAGGAUAUGAAGAGCAAGAUACUCCAGGUGAGGCAUUUGAUGAACUUCCUACAGCUUCUGCGCGACCGCGUCGCUUAUCGGAAUUAAGUGUGAAGAAGUCUAAAAAGCCAAUCCCAAAAUCAAACGCACUACUUAUAUUCUCUCCUACGAACAGAUUUCGCAUAUUCUGCCACUGGCUGUGCAAUCACAGCACGUUUGGCAACAUUAUACUGGUAUGCAUCAUGUUUUCGUCAGCCAUGUUAGCAGCAGAAGAUCCUCUUAAUGCAAACAGCGAACGAAAUCAAAUUUUGAACUAUUUUGACUACUUCUUUACGUCGGUGUUCACUAUCGAGCUGCUGUUAAAGCUGGUAUCAUAUGGAUUUUUGUUUCACGAUGGAGCAUUUUGUCGAUCAGCAUUCAAUUUGUUGGAUCUCCUAGUCGUCUGUGUAUCAUUAAUAUCAAUGUUUUUCAGUUCUGGUGCCAUUUCUGUGAUAAAAAUACUGCGUGUACUUCGUGUUCUUCGACCAUUACGUGCAAUUAACAGAGCAAAAGGUUUGAAGUACGUAGUCAAAUGUGUGAUAGUUGCCAUAAAAACGAUCGGUAACAUUAUGCUAGUGACGUACCUCUUGCAGUUUAUGUUUGCUGUGAUUGGAGUACAAUUGUUUAAGGGCAAAUUCUUUUCAUGCUCUGAUGGUUCAAAAAUGCAGGAAGCAGAAUGCCAUGGUACUUACUUGGUAUAUGAAGAUGGCAACGUAGAUAAACCAGUUUCAAAAGAACGAUACUGGUCAAGAAACCGCUUUCAUUUUGACGACGUUUCGAAAGCUAUGUUAACUCUUUUUACUGUAUCUACUUUUGAAGGAUGGCCUGGAUUGCUGUAUGUAUCGAUUGACUCUCACGAAGAAGAUUCCGGACCAAUACACAAUUUCCGCCCAAUCGUUGCGGCGUAUUACAUCAUAUAUAUAAUCAUAAUUGCAUUUUUCAUGGUAAACAUCUUUGUUGGUUUCGUUAUCGUUACAUUCCAAAACGAAGGCGAACAGGAGUAUAAAAACUGCGAUCUAGAUAAAAACCAGCGGAAUUGUAUAGAGUUUGCACUGAAAGCUAAACCAAUACGUCGAUACAUACCCAAGCACAGGAUACAGUACAAAGUGUGGUGGUUCGUGACAUCACAACCAUUUGAGUACAUGAUUUUUGUACUUAUCAUGAUAAACACGAUUACCCUUUCGAUGAAGUUUUACCGGCAACCAGAAAUUUAUACAGAAGUACUCGAUUUGUUGAAUCUUAUCUUUACGGCAGUGUUCGCACUGGAAUUCGUUUUCAAGCUAGCAGCAUUCAGGUUCAAAAACUAUUUUGGAGAUGCAUGGAAUGUAUUCGAUUUUAUAAUUGUACUUGGAAGCUUCAUCGACAUAGUAUACUCAGAAGUUAACAUUAGCAAAGGAAUGAAGGGUGGUUCUAGCAUUAUUUCGAUCAAUUUCUUCCGACUGUUUCGAGUGAUGAGGUUAGUUAAACUUCUUGCCAGAGGUGAAGGAAUUCGUACAUUAUUGUGGACAUUCAUCAAAUCUUUUCAAGCACUGCCAUAUGUUGCAUUAUUGAUUGUAAUGUUGUUUUUUAUCUACGCUGUAAUUGGAAUGCAGGUAUUCGGCAAAAUAGCAAUGGAUGAUGAAACAUCAAUCCAUCGAAACAACAACUUCCAAACCUUUCCACAAGCAGUGUUGGUUUUGUUCCGAUCAGCGACAGGAGAGGCUUGGCAGGACAUCAUGCUUGAUUGUUCAGCGCGUCCGGGAGAGGUAAACUGUGAUGCUAAGUCCGACGAUGCUGGUUCUCCAGAAGGAUGCGGCUCAAACAUAGCUUUCCCUUACUUUAUAUCCUUUUACGUACUGUGUUCAUUCCUCAUCAUAAAUUUGUUCGUGGCCGUUAUCAUGGAUAACUUUGAUUAUUUGACGCGAGAUUGGUCUAUUCUUGGACCUCAUCAUCUGGAUGAGUUUGUGCGCCUGUGGAGCGAGUACGAUCCUGAUGCGAAGGGUCGUAUCAAGCAUCUGGACGUAGUGACUCUACUACGAAAAAUCUCUCCACCGCUUGGAUUUGGCAAGCUGUGCCCACACCGGGUAGCCUGUAAGCGCCUAGUCUCGAUGAACAUGCCGCUAAACAGUGACGGCACGGUGUUGUUCAAUGCGACACUGUUUGCAGUGGUGCGCACCUCACUGAAAAUCAAAACAGAGGGCAAUAUCGACGAUGCAAACGCAGAAUUGCGGAACACAAUCAAACAAAUAUGGAAACGAACUAAUCCGAAACUUUUAGACCAAGUCGUUCCUCCGCCUGGAGUAGAUGAUGAAGUUACUGUGGGCAAAUUUUACGCAACAUUUUUAAUACAAGAUUACUUUAGGCGGUUUAAGAAGCGCAAAGAAAAUGAUAGCAAACUCAACAGUGAUCAAAAUAAACGACGUACUAUGACGCUUCAGGCCGGACUGCGGACACUACACGAAGCCGGUCCGGAACUAAAGCGAGCCAUUUCAGGCAAUCUGGAAGAAAUCGGCGAUGAUAAUCCAGAGCCAUCUCAUCGGCGGAAUCACACUCUAUUUGGUAAUGUGUGGUCGUCAAUUCGACGUCCGGGUCCUUUUGGAUCAAAACAAAAGUGGAAUUCAAAUAAUAACAAAAUGUCUGCCACUUCUAUGGCCGCAUCUGCGGCAAUGCAUACGGUUUUAUCGGGCCCAAAUGACGGGUCAAGCCAAACAGAAAUGAAGCCAAAGCAUAACUGUGUCAACAGUUCUAAUACCUACAAUCAUGUAGCUGAAAGCAUUCUUCAUGCCGUGCACGACGAACCGAUAGGACGAAAUUACGGUAACGGCUUGAAUAUAGGAAAUCCGGGACAUACGGGUGAUAUACCACUUCGCUCUUUAGUUUUAGACGAUUCUUCAAUUUUAAAACGAGCGAAUGUAAACGCAAACAUCGGAUCGCACAGCAAAUUGUACUCGCAAAUAAAUGAUAAUCAAGUUGCCAAUUUUGAGGAAGAUCGGCUUAUUCACUCAACGCCAAGCAGCCCUCAGGAAACGCAUAAACUAUCGGCUGAAGUUAUAGGAUCGGCUGAGAGUCUCGUGGGCAGAGUUCUGGCGCAACAAGGUCUGGGUAAAUAUUGUGAUCUUGAUUUAGUGCAUUGUGCUCAAAUGGAAAUGCAAGAGGCGUUAGAUAUGACACAGGAAGAAAUGGAUUUAGCGGCCCACGAGCUAAUGUUGGAGGAACGAUUUAAGAGGAAAAACUACGCACCUGUAAAAGGUCAACCUAAGCGUGGAACCAAUACUAGAAAGAAUAAGAAUCAGCAACCGCUCUUAUAGCACCAAACUAGUGUAUUCAAUCAUGUUGUCAUAUUAGGAAGAAAUAUUGUACAUCAAUAUGAUAGCUCUCAUUUUGUUUUUUAUUCUUUUAAUUUAUAUGUGAAGAACAUGUCGAUCCUUGGAACAUCAAUUUAAUUUGUUGAUGAAGAAAUGUAUGUUUAUUGUUGGUAACAUAGUCCACAUUGAACAAAAUGAAAGCACAGUAAUCUAAUUCUUACGAGUUUAAUUAACCCAAGAUGCAAGUCUUAAAAUUGCAUGCAAAAUGACUGAAAAUCUCGCCUCAAAAUGGCCCCACCACACAGCGAUUUGCGAGGGCGCGCGAGGGCUCGCACGCCAUACAAGUUCACUGCCCCAGAGCCCUCUCAUUAAAGAGCUUGCGAGUCUUGGCAGUUUUUUCACCCCUAGUUUUAUCAGUUAUAAUUAUAGCACCACAAGAUCAGGUAUAACAGUGCAAUUUGUAGUAAACUAAACACCUGAAGUUUGACAUAUUAUUUUGAAAAAAUCCACAAAAAUAUAAAUAGUGACCUUUUCCACGAAUAACACCGAAAAAAAAAGAUUAUUUAAAAUACCAUAAGAUUUCGAGCAGAUCAUCAGCAACCCUCGCAAUGUUUAAAAGGGGGCCAUAAAGUACGACAAAAAGAAACUAGUUUAAAAUUUAAACGAUUAAACAUUAUAUAAACCGCUUAACGUGCUCCGUAGUCCAAUCCUGGCGAGAUUUUCAGCCAUUUUGCCUGCAAGUUUGUCACUUGUGUCCAGCCUGGGUUAUAGGUACUUUGGAUCCUUUUUUCUGUGUCGUUAAAAACAGGAUAUAAACACGUAGCCAAUUAGAAAUCCGAUGAUGAGAAAUACUGCAAAAAACAAGAAUCUUAUAAAUAGCAGAAUCAGAAGAAACAAAUUAUCUUCUCAAUAAUAAACAUGAAAACUGAUAUUGAAUAAUUA